AUGGCCCACGCAGGUGAGGUUGCGUGUGUAAAGGCUUAUUUAAAAUCCGAUGGGCGCUCUGAAGACGAGAUAGAAGAAGACAAGAAUUUGUGGCACCACCAACCUUCACUUUCUGAUGACCUAACCACGCGAUUUCAUAUUAUCAAUGAUAUUGACAAAGAACAACACGAAGUUGGAGGUUCUCUGCCAGAGGACUUUCCACAUGAGAUAUAUCGUCUUACAACCAUUGACAAUGAAAUAUGCACUGUUCCUUUGAAGAACGUGUUGUACCGAGACAACUUUAUCAAGAAGGUUCGAGAGUUUUCCGAUGAAUGGUAUUCAUAG
Messenger RNA from Penicillium angulare, 324 nucleotides. RefSeq lists its product as uncharacterized. NCBI's taxonomy places the organism in Eukaryota, Fungi, Ascomycota, Eurotiomycetes, Eurotiales, Aspergillaceae. Bases 1 to 324 code for a protein of 107 amino acids. The record is from RefSeq and is a predicted model, not a curated record. The transcript has 2 exons.